Symbiodinium natans is the source of this 1101-nucleotide messenger RNA. The record is from the annotation of a GenBank genome assembly. NCBI's taxonomy places the organism in Eukaryota, Dinophyceae, Suessiales, Symbiodiniaceae.
AUGACUCGUGCCCUUGGCCGAUGGCAUGACGAGCCCGAGCCAACCCCGUGGACCGGCAGAGGCUCGUACGGAAAGCGUCGCAUUCGUUCUCCACCAGGCAGGAGUCGGAGUCGUAGGAGUCGCGUUCAGCAUCUGCGCCAUGAGUUCCAUGAGUUCGAGCGAGAGCGCUCUCGCUGUUCUCGUUCACGAUCCCGGCCAUCGACGUCAGACCUACACGGCAUAGCUCAAAGCCUGGCGGAUGCUAUCAUGGACCUGCAGGUUCCAUGUGAGAAUUUGCAAGGACUCUGGUCUAAACUGAUCAGGUUGCGUUCCCGCCUUAGAAGCCAUGAUGGAAACAGAACACCGGCUUACAACUCUUUUUCCACGAGUCGACCAUCUCUGGAUCCACUGGAUCCAAAUGUGACACGUGAGACCUAUCCGACCCAUCCCAAAAGCAAUUGGAUAGGCAAGCUACAAGAGCUGUACAGUCGAGCUUCGCAGAGGCCUGUGAAAAAGGAUGAGAUUAAGUACACGACACACGAGGAGUCAGCGGCAUCGUCUUCGACUAAGCAGUUUCGGUCGACUGUGGAGGCCAGCAACUUCACAUAUCGCUAUCAUGGGAGCUUGUGCAAUACAAAGAAGCAGGCCGAGCAUUCAGCGGCAUACACGGCAAUCCGUGCCGAGUUCCCAGAAUGUGACCUUGAAGAGGCUCUUUCGAGUCAAUCUCGACCUGAUCGAAACUUGACAAGCUUGACCUUCAAGAGCAAGUUGCAUGAGGAGCUGAAGAGACGCCUCGGCAUGGAGAUCACUCGUGAUCAGCUUCCCUAUGAAACGACUUUUUUCGAAGACAACCAGCCGGACGAGCUUUACGUGUCUCGAGUGACACUCAAGUGCUAUGGUGCCGAUGGGGCAAGUUACACUGGGAAUUUGCAGCCGACUCGGAAGCUGGCUGAGCAGUCCGCCGCCGAGGUGGCUCUGGCUGCCUUGGAAGAUGAGGUCGGUCAGGUGACAAAGAAGAAACAAGCGCGUGAGAAGAACAAGGCCAUGCGCCAUGAAGUGAAGGAAGAGGAGGAGAGUUACAGCACCUACUCGUCUUGUGACCAUGAAGAAGAUGACGGCUGA